This is a messenger RNA of Heterobilharzia americana, 3902 nucleotides long. The record is from the annotation of a GenBank genome assembly. NCBI's taxonomy places the organism in Eukaryota, Metazoa, Platyhelminthes, Trematoda, Strigeidida, Schistosomatidae.
GGUCGGGUAAGAGCAUAUACGUUUUCGUACUUUUUCAAGUUCUUCGUUACUUAAGAUGUCUCAUGAUUUUUCAAGUUUACUGCCUAAGAAGCAGAUUAAUGCGGAUCUCUUUCUGAACGACCAUAGAAAAUGGGAUGGAUCUCUAACUAAGAUUGCAGUGUGGGAUACAGGUAUUGAUCCAACUGCUGCUGGCCUACAGGUUAGAAACCUUAUUACUUAAAAAUAUUACACCGGAUGGAAGACCGAAAAUUGUGGAUAUGAUCGAUGCUUCAGGUUCUGGUGAUGUGAAAAUGAAGUGUAAACGAUACAUAGACGGAGAAAAUCGUAUUAUUGAAACACUGACGGGGCGUAAAGUGAAGAUACCAAGUCAUUGGAAUCCAUCGGAUAAUACAAUAAGAGUUGGCGUGAAACUUGCCUCAGAACUCUUUCCCAAACCUUUAAUGCAAAGACUACGUAAUGAAAAUCGAGAUAAUUUCUGGCGGCCAAGCAUUAAACGUUUAAUGGCUAACUUAGCUUGUGAUAUGGAUGAAGCUGAAGAGUAUAUAAGUGAGAUAACACAAAAUUAUAAAUAUAUGUCAAACUUAAGCACAGAUGAAGAUAAUCUUAGGGAAACUAUUCAAACUAAUAUAAAUAAAACGUUAAAUGACCAGGAAAACUCUCGCAUGGAACAAAAGAUUGAGACUUUUUCAUCUCAAACAAAGUCUAAUCUUUCUAAACAGUUAAAAGAUAAAAAUUCAUCAAAGCGUCAUCUAGACAAGUCUGGUUUAACACCAUCUGCUGCAAAGGUUCAACUGAAAGCGGCUGCUCGAAGUCUAGAGGAUAGUUUAUUCCUUCUGGAUCAGCAUUAUUCACCAAUGGAGAUUGUUUAUGAUUGUUUUGUUUUUCAUAAUGGCAAUGAAUGGGUUGCAUGCGUAGAUACAAGCCCAUAUGAUCCAAACAAAACAUUAUCUGAUCUGCCGUUAUUAAGAGAUUAUACAGUUAAUCGUGAAUAUGCAUCAUUUGGUGAACAAACCCAACUUUACUAUACUGUGAAGGUUUUUGACAAUGGUAAAUUAUUACAGAUUGUCACAAACAACAGUAGUCAUGGAACUCAUGUUGCUGCAAUAGCUGCAGCUUAUUUUCCUAACGAUGUUACUUCAAGUUCCGCUAACGCUUCUGGAACCAAAUCCAAUUAUAAUACAUAUGACCGGAAUGGAGUUGCUCCAGGUGCACAAAUUGUAAGCAUCAAGAUUUCAGAUGGUCGAUUAGGUACAAUGGAAACAGGCAUCAGUCUACCGCGUGCUAUUAAAUGGACAGUUGAAUUGAAGUGUGAUAUUGUCAAUUAUAGUUUUGGUGAACAGGUGAUUUGGCCAAAUGUAGGACGAAUCUCUAAAUACUUGAACAGAAUGAUUCACAAAUAUGGUAUAAUCAUGGUUGCAAGCGGUGGAAACAAUGGUCCAAGUUUAGGAUCACUUAGUUGCCCAGGUGGUACAGUUCAAGGUGUAAUCGGUGUUGCACCUUUAGUGUUUCCUGAUAUGAUGCGUAAUCUAUACUGUCAACCAGAUGAUUCUUCUUUACACCAUCAGUCUCUGCUUGAAGAUUCUUUCAACAUUGAUAAUGAGACGAAAUGUCGAAAUGACAGGGUGGAUUCAGUUUCCAGAAAUGUCAGUACCACUUCACCGACAAGGAAAAAUGCUCAUCCAACUAACUAUAAUUGGGGAAGUCGAGGUCCAGCAUUUGAUGGUGCCUUCGGCUUGUGUGUUGCUGCUCCAGGUGGUGCAAAUACCUCGAUCGCUAGUUGGCAAUUAAAGCCAACUGGUCUACUGAGUGGUAGUUCAAUGAGUGCACCUAUGGUUACUGGAGGGAUCAGUCUCAUACUGUCUGGUUUACGCCAUUGUUACAAUUGUACUAAUGAUAAUGGUCUACUGAAAAUCCCACCAUCGCUUAUCUAUUUAAGCUUAAUGAAUACUUCUAAGCGAAUUGAACAUUUAUCAUAUCUGGAUCAAGGUUAUGGUCUAAUGCAGAUUGACACAGCAUUUCAAUAUUUAAAUCACAUACUCUACACAUUGUAUAAACGUAAUGAUUACAGAAUAAUCGGGAAUAUUGAAAAUGAUACUCAUGUUGAUUCCCAUGAUGAUGUUGAUAAUCGUGCUCAUAGCAGUUGUGUCGACGGUGGUGUCAGUUAUGAUUCAUUGUAUAAUGUUCAACCUUCAUCAUCAUUGAACUCUAGAGAUUCACUGUGUCAGUCGUUGGGUAUUCCAGAUCCGUGUAUGACCUAUGGUUGGCAUAUCAGACUAACUGUGUCUGGACCUGGAUGUACACCACAAAAUCGUGGUAUUUGGUUAAGACGCGGUUGGUUAUUAAGUCCACGAGCAGUGACUAACACAACAUCAUUGCCUUUACUACGUUACACACUGAAUAUGUGCAUUGAAUUUGAUGAGUAUGUACCCAUAAAUGUUAGACGAAGUUUAGAGUUACAUUUAACUACUGAACUGUUGUCUGAAUUCAAUGGUCUUACAAAUUCUAAUAAUUGGUUACAAAUAGCAUCAAUUAUUACUGUGACAAAUACAUCUAGAGAUAUUCACUUUGUUAUCGAUCCAAUUCGAUGUUCUGAACUGUUAAAUGCUUUAUCAAAAGAUGAUAAGAUGAAAGUAACAACAAUAACACAAUUGUUAAAUGAACAAAAUACACCUUGUAAUCGACAACAUCUAUAUGAAUCAUCAUUGUUACAAGAAGGUGGAUUACAACCACAACUACCUCCAUCAUCAUCAUCAUCAUCAUCAUCUGUGAUACAACAAGAACAACAUCGAAGUCAAUUGUCAGAUUUCUGUUGGCCAUCGAAUUUAGCAACACCUAAAGUUGGUCAUUACGGGAAUAAUAAUAAUAAUAAUAAUAAUAAUAGUGAUAAUCUACCAAUAAAAUCACAGAAACCAUAUGUUAUGAUGAUUGGAUUUAGGGCUACUGAUUAUCCUGAGAUGGGUAUUUUAGCCUGUCUACCAAUUAUUGUACAUAUUCCACAUAGAUUGAACAGAAGUCGUGAUUUGGAUCAGCCGCAUUUCUUGUUUUCAGAUAGAUUUGAUGCCAAAAAUAAAGUGAGACGAUGGUUUAUUGAAGUACCUUAUGGAGCUACAGCUGGAAUCUUACGUUUAGCACGUUUGGACAAUGAUGGUGAUAAAUGUUGUGAAUUUACCAUCACUAUCAAUUCAUCAUGGAUUGGUAUGAGUUCAGAAAAACAAGAAAUUAGAUGGUCAUCUAUUGAAUUGAAUAAAUGUGGUCAGUCAAAAUCAGGCUUAAAACGUAACUAUAAAACUUUACCAGCUUAUAACUCAGAUGAUUUCGACUGUGCAUCACAAUUUGCCUUUCCAAUUCAAUGGGAAACUGACUAUCUAGAAUUGACGAUAGCUCAGAAUUGGGGCUUAGAAUUACCAGCUAUUGUUGUUGGUGAAUUAUAUUUUCGUGGACUUGAACCGAGUUCAAGGUGUAUUGUAUUAAAUACAAGUGAUCGUUAUUGUCGUAUUGGUCUACGUUCAAAUUUUGCUAAUGAAGCUAUACAGCCAGAUAUUUGGCUAACUCAUUGGUGUCUACCUGUCAAACCAUACGAUUCAAAAAUAUUUUAUUUAGGCCACGGAACAAAUGAACUCUUUGUUGAUGAGCACAGUUCGUAUGCUCUUCGAUUAAUGUAUCAAUUCACUUGCCCAUUCAAGAUAGUUACAGCAGUCAUCUGUCUACCUUGGUUGCAAGAUAUGCUUUAUUCCAGUGACUAUUUGAUUCAUAUAUUUCAUGUCUAUGAUAAUCGUGGACGGUUUAUUGGUGCUGGGAAUACGAUGGCCGUCGAGAAGAACGUCCAAAAUUUACUUUCAAUUUGCAAAAAGGCGACUACAAAGUUAUUGCACAAAUUUGUCAUGAAACUGGUCCAUUACUGA